AGAUUGUGGGGUCGGCCGACUACACGAUUGAUAAUAGUAUCGAUAUGUUUUCGUAUUAUACAAAAAGGCAUCGAUUGUCACAAAUUGUCUUUGAAAAAACUGGCACACAACAAUUUUAAACAAACAAUUAUUAAUAUAAAGUAAUUCUUAUCAUCUGCAACGAGAGAUCAUGUCAGCGAGCAAGGAAACUGGCAUUGGUACUGAUCCAGAGGAUGCUAAGAAGCUUCAGCUGGACAAGGGUGACAAAAUCGCUUUGAAGGAUUUGCUGGAGAAGCGCUUAAUUGAAUGUGGUUGGCGCAAAGACAUUGAGCAAAAGAUACGCAACACUCUGGAGGAACGUGGCUUGGCCAACGUAACACAUGAGCAGCUUUCAGCAGAGAUCAUUCCACAAGCUCGUGCCUUGGUGCCCGAAGUUGUACGCAAGGAAAUGUUGCUACGCGUGCGCGAAGCUUUGGAGUCCCCUUUCGGAUCAUCGGAAAAGUGAUAGUUGACAACUGAUUCGGAUUCUGAUUGCACCCCCCCCCAAAAUACACUGCCAAAGCAAAAUUGUUUUAAAUUUGUUGGUUCAUUUGUUCAUCUGAGAGACUGGUAGAAAUAUAUAGUCAGAGGUUAAAUUCUA
Messenger RNA from Drosophila innubila, 619 nucleotides. It is a transcript of the gene e(y)2b, whose product is annotated as enhancer of yellow 2b transcription factor. Gene Ontology annotation, molecular function: transcription coactivator activity; chromatin binding. Gene Ontology annotation, biological process: regulation of transcription by RNA polymerase II; poly(A)+ mRNA export from nucleus; positive regulation of DNA-templated transcription. The transcript has 2 exons. The coding region runs from base 170 to 484 and encodes 104 amino acids. Lineage: Eukaryota; Metazoa; Arthropoda; Insecta; Diptera; Drosophilidae. The record is from RefSeq and is a predicted model, not a curated record. Gene Ontology annotation, cellular component: nuclear pore; SAGA complex; DUBm complex.